GCCGCGACCGACCUUCCCCGCCCCCCCGCCCCGUCAUGGGCUCAGUCCUACCGUCCGAGGCGCUGUCUCUCAAGGCUGGCUUCAAGCCUCACGGUUUCUCGCUGGCGGAGAUCAUCACAUCCGACAUCCUGCACAGUUUUCUGUACGGCCGGUGGAGAAACGUCCUCGGCGAGCAGCUGUUCGAGGAGAAGAACGGCAGCGGGCAGAAGACGGCGUUCACGGCAGAGGCGCUGGCUCAGUCCUUCACCGGAGAGGUGCAGAAGCUGUCCAGCCUGGUGCUCCCGUCAGAGGUGAUCAUAGCCCAGAGCUCCAUCCCCGGCGAAGGUCUCGGCAUCUUCUCCAAGACGUGGAUUAAACCCGGCACCGAGAUGGGGCCAUUCACCGGCAGAGUCAUCUCCCCGGAACACGUGGAUCUGUUCAAGAACAAUAACCUGAUGUGGGAGGUUUUCAAUGACGACGGCACGGUGCGCUAUUUCAUAGACGCCAGCCAGGAGGACCACCGCAGCUGGAUGACCUACAUCAAGUGCGCCAGGAACGAGCAGGAGCAGAACUUGGAAGUGGUCCAGAUCGGGAACAACAUCUUCUAUAAAGCCACCGAGACAAUACCCCCGGACCAAGAAUUGCUGGUGUGGUACGGGAACACCCAGAACACAUUCCUCGGGAUACCCGGGGUCCCGGGAAUUGAAGAGGAACACAGGAAAAAGAACAAAGAUGACGAGCCUGGAGCAGCGGAUGGCUCUGGCGGCAGCAGUGCGGGCCGCAUGCGCUGCGUGAUCUGUUACCGGGGCUUCAACUCCCGCAGCAACCUGCGUUCCCACAUGCGCAUCCACACGCUGGACAAGCCGUUCAUCUGCCGCUUCUGCAACCGCCGCUUCAGCCAGUCCUCCACGCUGCGCAACCACGUCCGCCUGCACACGGGCGAGCGGCCCUACAAGUGCCAGGUGUGUCAGAGCGCCUACUCGCAGCUCGCCGGCCUACGGGCCCACCAGAAGAGCGCUCGCCACCGGCCCUCAGCCGCCUCGCUGCAGCAGCACUCGCCCCACACGGCCGCCCUCGCACACCGCAUCCCCACCAUGGUGCUGUGACUGGCCCGCCCGCCGCUCCACGCUCAACACAAGCCUCGCACCAGCUGAACAUGUCCAUUGCCAGCGGUUGUGGGGGGGAGAGAAGGCGCAUCAGCUGUGACUGAAUGGCUGAAAUAGACUUGAUGGGCCGAAUGGCCUAGUACUGUUCCCAUCACUUAUGAUCCAUGCCAUUGGGACGCGACCCACCCCGGGCACCAGUUCCUCCCCAGUCGCGGCGAGUCCACCUCUAACCAACGUAGGCACAAGGUUCCCUGCAUCUCUCCGGCGCCUGCUUGCCGCUCCCACAUUUACGGAAGGAAAUUUAGUCGCGAAGACCAAAUUAUAACGGGAGCAACAUUUCCCACUCCUAGAGUAGUUCAGAACAAGCGGUAGAAGCGCCUUCAACAAUAUAGAUAUA
Leucoraja erinaceus (little skate) is the source of this 1482-nucleotide messenger RNA. RefSeq names its product PR domain containing 12b (gene prdm12b). The transcript has 5 exons. Bases 36 to 1085 code for a protein of 349 amino acids. The record is from RefSeq and is a predicted model, not a curated record. Lineage: Eukaryota; Metazoa; Chordata; Chondrichthyes; Rajiformes; Rajidae. Gene Ontology annotation, biological process: neurogenesis. Gene Ontology annotation, cellular component: nucleus. Gene Ontology annotation, molecular function: histone methyltransferase binding.